CUUCGGCUCCAGCUUCUUCAGGAACAGCGGCGGGAAAACGUCAGUCAUGACGGUUACAUGACGAUCGAUUCCUCUCCUCUGGAAUCGAACCGGAGGCGCCUUCCUCGAUCGACCUGUUUACGGAAAGCCAGCCAUGGAGAAUUAAUUGAGAUUCGUCCUUCCAUAUAAUAUCUAUUAUUCCUACCCACUAGAAGUUUCUUCAUUGCCCGCCCUGAAGUUCAUCGAAUCUCCCCAUUCUCUUGUAUAAAAAGGGGUUGUGGGUCUUCUUGCAUUCCGCACUCUUGCAAGGUUUCGGAUUCGGCGCAAUUUCCAGCGACUGAGUGGAAUUUUGAGUUACAAUUGAGAUGGCGGGCAUGGAAGGCUCAGAAGGUGGGGGGAGGAAGAAGGUGGUGGUGGUCGGCGGCGGCAUUGGUGGGUCCCUCGUCGCCAAGUCCCUUCAGUUCACUGCCGAUGUCGUCCUCAUUGAUCCGAAAGAGUAUUUUGAGAUCACCUGGGCAAGCUUGAGGGCGAUGGUCGAACCAUCUGUUGCGGAGAGAUCUGUGAUCGAGCACGUUGAUUACUUUUCCAAUGGACGAAUUGUCACGUCUGCAGCUGUGGACAUUGCAGAGAGAGGAGUAGUUACUGAAGAUGGCAAUCUAUUUCCCUACGACUAUCUCGUGGUUGCCACAGGGCACAGGGAUUCGGUUCCUAGGAGUCGGAGAGAAAGAAUUGCUCAAUACCAGGACGAAUUUGAAAAGAUAAAGUCUUCAAACUCGAUCCUAAUUAUCGGAGGAGGCCCCACUGGGGUAGAACUUGCCGGUGAAAUUGCCGUUGACUUUCCCGAGAAGAAGGUUACUCUAGUCCACCGAGGUUCUAGGUUGUUGGAAUUCAUUGGGCCCAAGGCUUCCCGGAAGACAUUGGACUGGCUGACUGCAAAGAAGGUCGAAGUGCUCCUAGGUCAAUCGGUCGAUCUGGGCUCUGCAUCAGAUGGUCUGUAUCGAACUUUUGAUGGAGAAACCAUAAGAGCUGAUUGCCAUUUCUUAUGUAUUGGGAAGCCUGUUGGUUCUUCAUGGCUUAAGGAGACCUUGCUCGGUGGCAGCUUAGAUGAUCGUGGAAGGUUGAUGGUUGAUGAGAACAUGAGGGUCAAAGGUCACAAGAAUGUGUUUGCCAUUGGAGAUAUCACUGAUGUUCCCGAACUGAAGCAAGGCUACUUGGCCCACGCUCAUGCUGAAGUAACAGUCAAGAACUUGAAGGUACUGAUGAGCGGAGGCAAAGGGCCCAAGCUUGCAACUCACAAACCCGGGUCUGCAAUGGCGUUAGUUUCGCUUGGGAGGAAGGAGGGUGUAGCCCAGUUUCCCUUCAUGACCAUAAGCGGGUGCAUCCCAGGCAAGAUCAAGUCUGGGGAUCUCUUCAUUGGGAAGACAAGGAAGAAGCUCGGACUCAAAUCAAAUUGAUCGGAGAAGAGAGAGGGAGAAGGAGAAGAAGGGCUUGAAUUGGUGUUUAGUUCGCUUUCGCUUGUUGCUUCAUUCAUGGAUGGUUUUAAUGCAUAUAUCACUCGAAUGUGUGAAUCGUGCUCAUAGUUUAUGUAGUACUGUGAUGUGAGAUUGAUCUGAUUUCAUUUAUGUUGAAGGGCAUUUAUUUUUCUGGCCA
Punica granatum (pomegranate) is the source of this 1629-nucleotide messenger RNA. NCBI's taxonomy places the organism in Eukaryota, Viridiplantae, Streptophyta, Magnoliopsida, Myrtales, Lythraceae. The record is from RefSeq and is a predicted model, not a curated record.